GAAAACCCUCUGAAGACUCAGGUGCGUCUCACACUCAGCUGGAAGACGGGGCGAGACAAACGUCCCCAAACGAGCUAAACUCUGAUUCUGUUGGAACGCGAGGAACAACUUUCUUCGUAUCCCAAAAAUAAUUAAGGAUUAAUUGAUUUUCUCUUUAUGGAAACUUAUUGAUUGAUUUUUGUAUAACCCCCAAAGAGACAGGUUGUCUGAGCUUCUAGAGUCCUCUUCGCCACGAUGAGUUGGGCUGCGCUCUAUACUCAGCUGGGCGGCGUCAACAAACACUCCACUAGUCUAGGAAAGAUUUGGCUUUCCGUCCUUUUCAUCUUCCGUAUCACUAUACUGGUUCUGGCUGCUGAGAGCGUCUGGGGGGACGAGCAGUCAGACUUCACAUGCAACACGCAGCAGCCUGGCUGCAAAAACGUCUGCUAUGACCACUUCUUUCCCGUGUCGCACAUCCGCUUGUGGUGCCUGCAGCUAAUCUUUGUGUCCACACCGGCCCUGCUGGUGGCCAUGCACGUCGCCUACAGGAAUCGUGGGGAUAAGAGGGUCAUGCUGGCCUCCAACGGCAACGAGAAGAUGACGGAGAAUGACCUGAAGACACUGAAGAGGAGGCGUCUGCCAAUCACAGGCCCACUGUGGUGGACCUACACCUGCAGCUUGUUCUUCCGCCUCAUCUUUGAAGGUGGCUUCAUGUAUGCACUGUACUUUGUCUACGACGGCUUUCAGAUGCCCCGGCUGGUGAAGUGCGAGCAGUGGCCUUGCCCCAACAAGGUGGACUGCUUCAUCUCCAGGCCAACAGAGAAGACCAUCUUCACCAUAUUCAUGGUGUCCUCAUCGGCCAUCUGCAUGGUGCUGAACGUGGCCGAGCUGUGCUACCUCAUCGCCAAGGCGCUCAUUAGGUGCUCUGCCAGGUCAAACAAGAGGAACCUCUCUUACAGCCACGCAGACAGCGUGACAAGGGAUAAUGCCCAUCUGCAGAACAAGAAGAAUGAGAUGCUGUUGUCUUCCACCACAGAUUCGACCAGCAACAAGAUGUGUUGAAGGACAGCCACCAGUUGUCGGUGUUCCUAGAGAAGAAGGAAAAGCAUAAACUGUAAAUCCAACCACCUAUAAUGGUCACAGUUUGUAGCAGAUUCUGGCUGUAGGCUAUCAUAUGCAUAUUUGUUCUAUAUUUUCCUACAUGUGGCCUCAAAUCUGCCCCUAAAGGCAGUCAGAUGUUUUUGCCUGAUCAACGCAUUCUCAUGAACAGGUUUGUAUGAUAUCGUACGAAAACUUAUGCAAACCAAUUCAUAUAAUAUCCUACGAAAUUGACAAGUUAAGUUCAGCGGCCUUUCCUGUUAAAUUUAGCUGAAAAAGGGUUACUGUCAGCCGGGUACCAUUCAGUGCAGUUGCGACGUUGCAGUUGAGUUUAGCCGACAAAGGUUGAUCAUCAUGCAACGUCAACAGUUACGUUUAGGCACUAGUUAAAAUUAGAAAAAUUGUGUUUUGGAUUAAAACACCGGCCCCCUUAAUUAGUACUCCUGGUGCAUGACAAGCGUUUCCUGGGUGAAAGUCUUGUGUUUUCCCCGACACGAACUCCGCUCCCCCGCUUGAAAGCGCUGCGUUUUUUGUGUUUUACAGUGCAUUACUUUUCGCAGCUAUAUGUAGGCCUACAAAUGGUUCAUGAGAACAGCCUGUCCUUGUACAAAGAAAAAUCUAAAGUAGGCUAUGGAUAAUUUUACAUCUGGUAGAAUUCCCACCAGUGAGUGUUACUUAAAGAGUAUGUUUCUGGUGGCGUUUUUCAUACAAAAUAGUGUUUUUGUAUCUGUGGAUCAUCCAUAUUACCUUUUCACAGAGUGGAUGGUCAAUAGUUAGAUGGAGGGUUUUCAUUUUUUGUUCACAGUUUGAGGUUGCUUGAAUGCUUUGAACCAGAGAAGAAUGAGUCUACACUGACAUCUAGUGGUUUUAAGUGGAACCUCUAGGAGCACAAUCACCUUCCUCUUAGCCUGAAGAAUUUGUUUGGUGUUGAAGAAGAGAAAGGAGAACAAACUAAAUCAUGAAAAGUGAAGCAAAAAAAGUGCCUUUGUCAUUACGUUUCUUAGUGACUACUUUACAAGAGCUGAGAUUUGACUUUAAAUGUGGUUGAUUUUAAAUGUGUUUUACAGUUAUUGAUAAAAGCAGAUGAGUUUUUAUGAUCCUGCUGUGUUGAAUCAAGUGACUGUAGCAUGAAAUUAAGUUUAAAAAUCCAUAGUUGAAUAGCUUUCUAUAAAUGAUGCUAGAGUUUUGACAUGUUUGUGUUUAUAUUUACUGAGAAGUGUGUUGCACAAGAUUAUGCUGAUAGACUUUAAUAUAACAUAAUGAAAUCUUACUUACCACACCACAGUGGUUUAGAAGAUCUGAUGCUCUUUGCUGUUCAAUCAAAUCACAAUGUCUUUUGUCUUUUACUUGAACUGAAAGUAUUUGAAGUGUUGGGAAUGUGGCAAAAAUAUGUAUGUUUGGAGAGUCAAAUGUGUUUUAAGCAAUAUGUUUUUAUUCUGCAGUCAGCAAGUGCUAGAAACCUCCCCAACUAAUCCUAUUGCUUAAUUAAACUGGUUCUCAAAGUCUAAAAAAAGAGGCAGAAAAAUAUGAUUUUGUAGAAAUAUUAAUUCAGAAACACUGAGUAGUGUUGAAACAUACAGAACAUUAUUUUUGAUUCCAGUCAAGAUGCUUGACUAGAAAAAUACCAAAUCUGUCAGACUUUUAGUGAUUUCUAGAUAUGAAUCAAUUAAUAUUUGACUCAAUGUGUUUGCAUUUUGUAACACUUGUUUUUGCCCCCCUGGAGAUGUUUUUACCCUACAAGAAUUUAUUUCAAAAAGCAGGAUUGUCAAGUUAGACAGACAACUAAAAAACGUGUUAGGAGUUUGUUUCUGAAGGACCUUGGUUAUUAUCAUCAGCCGAUUCCUAAACUUUCAAGUUACGUCAAUGCUCUUAAUCAUAUUAAUCCUGCUUUUUGAAACAUCGUCCAGAAGUUGUCCUGUUCAGCCCAGACCUGGUAUGUUAUUUGGACUUGUGUUGUUGUUGCAGUGUGUACUGACCCCAGCUGGCUGUAUCAACUUUCAGCAUGUGCCUUAUUUUAGCCAUCACACUAAUCACUGCUCGCCCUCUUAACUUUAGGAACUACUGGCCGAUCUCAAUUUGAAAAUGUCUUUGUCCUCCCUCCCAUCCAGGAAUAACUGAGUUGGAUUAGUUACAUCUGUGUUGUUAAAAAUAAUAAAUCAGCUUCUGUGAAUUGAGUGAUUAGGAGAGAUUGAAAAAUGGUAUGUGAGGCAAUUUAGACAGUAAACUCUAAAAAGAAAGUCUUGAAGUCACAUACAUUUACAUUAUAUAACUGAAGCAGUUCUGUGGAGUUACAGCAUGAAGUGAACUGACAUUUUUUAAGUGGGCCACAAUAUUGUUGACCAAAGAUCCAAAGUCAUGCAUCUUCACAGACAAAGUAAUCUGUAUGCAGAUUUAAGAACAAUAUUUGUGAUUGUUUUGUAUAUCUGCUCUGCAUUGACCUUUGACCUCUUGCUUUCUGUAACAGCCGAAUGACAUUUUGAUGCAACAUUUGUCAUAGCAACUAUGUGUUUUUAAGGGACCAACCUGAUCAUUCCAGUCCCAAGAUUUUUUAAACAUUUUUCUAUUCAGAUUUCUUCCACAAUCUAGUUUUAGUAGGAUGCUUUCAACAGCAAACAACAUACUAAUGAACAAACAGCUUUCUGAGCAAGAAAUUAAGAUAUUAAAUUUGUUGUACUUGUGUUUUGUACCUGAGAUGUUUUUAUCACACCCGCACUUUGAUCCUUGAAGUCUUUUUGCUUUGUGAGACCUUUUUUUUCAUAAAUCAGUAAAAACAAAA
Molecule: messenger RNA, 3853 nt
Organism: Sander lucioperca (pikeperch)
Lineage: Eukaryota; Metazoa; Chordata; Actinopteri; Perciformes; Percidae
Gene: gjb8
Product: connexin 30.3
Exons: 2
Coding region: 235-1041 (268 amino acids)
Biological process (GO): cell communication
Cellular component (GO): connexin complex
Source: RefSeq, a predicted model, not a curated record